CCUGGAGAACAAGGGGAGGUUUCCCACCCACAUUGGAGCGGCCCUGGGUGCGGACCUGAGCCUGCGGGAGGAGGAGGCCGAGUCAGGCUGAGAGGAGCUCCCUGGACAGAGGGGCGCUCCCUCACCAUGCUGCCCCUUCUUGCCCUGUGUCUCCUGAUCGGGCCAUGGGUGUGCAGUGCAGUGGGAGACACAGAGGAAGCAGAGUCCUGGGUGACCGUGACCCCGAAGGGAAUCCCUGUCCCCAGCAUCAGGCUCCAGCUUCCGGAGGUGAAGAGAAGCAGGACUCGCCAGUUCUAUGGUCUGAUGGGGAAGCGGGUGGAGGGAAUACGUCCGAUCCAGCCAAGGGAGAGAAUGGGAUAUCAGCUGGGACGAAUAGUGCAGGACCUCCUUGGCACCAGUGGUCUGUCCAUAGAAGGAACCUGUGGACAGGAGGCACACCACCAGGCUGCAGGGCCCGGAGCAGUAGCCAGAGAAGGCCUCCAGAGUAAAGAGAAACACCAGACUCCUCUCAUCACCAGCAACUCGUAGGGUUGUCCCUAGGCCCAGAAGAGGACGGCCAGGGUUCAAAGUGAGCC
Psammomys obesus (fat sand rat) is the source of this 575-nucleotide messenger RNA. RefSeq names its product tachykinin precursor 4 (gene Tac4). Lineage: Eukaryota; Metazoa; Chordata; Mammalia; Rodentia; Muridae. The record is from RefSeq and is a predicted model, not a curated record.